AUGCGGCAGUUCAAUUUCGUCACAAAAAAAAGAAAAGAAAAAAGAUGUCGUUCUGCUGAAAAUAGUGAGAAUAUCGUGGACAGGAUAUUUUCUUUCCUUCUUUCUUCCUUUCUUUCGUUCUUUCUUUCUUUUUUUAUCUUUCUUUCAACAUUUCUUUCAGCCUUUCUUUCUAUAUUUUUCUUUUUCUUUCUUUUUUCUUUCUUUCUAUAUUACUUUCUUUCUAUAUUUCUAUAUUUCUUUCUUUCUUUCUUUCUUUCUGCAUUUAUUUCAGCAUUUCUUUCUUUCUUUUUUUCGUUCUUUCAGCAUUUUUUCUUUCUUUCUUUCUUUUUUCUUUCUUUCUUUCUUUCUUUCUUUCUUUCAGUAUUUCUUAAUGUUAUUUUCCUUCUCCUACCUUUCUUCUUUCCCGUCCAACUUAUAUUUAUUAUAUUCAUUUAUUAUACCUCCCACAUUAAAUUCAGAAACCAUUUUAUUUCCUUACCACUUCCUCUCCAUCUUCUUUUUCUCUCUCCGAUAUUUCCCACUCUCUUUUCAUUUCAUAUUUUGUUCUCCAUCUAUCUUUUCCUUUCUUUUAUCAAUCUCUCUGCUUACAAUUCUCUCUUUCCAUUGUUCUACUACUUCCUGUUUUAUGUCAUUUUAACCUUCAUUUCCUCUUCAUUAUCUUUACAAUUCUUCUUCUUCUUCUUUUUCUUCUUCUUCUUCUUCUUCUUCUUCUUCUUCUUCUUUCUUUCUUUCUUUCAAUUUCUUUAUUUCUUCUUUUUUUUUUAUCUCAACGACAAAAUAAAUACAUCUUUUCUGAUAAACUUGUCACACCGCACCAAAAAGAAAAAGAAAAAAAAAACGCGAUUGGGUGUCUGA
This is a messenger RNA of Acanthosepion pharaonis, 855 nucleotides long. NCBI's taxonomy places the organism in Eukaryota, Metazoa, Mollusca, Cephalopoda, Sepiida, Sepiidae. The record is from the annotation of a GenBank genome assembly.